AACCCUACUUCUAUGAAAUGUGGUUUUCUGUAGGUCAGUCGAAAACAAAAGACACGUUUGCCUUUUGAUUGCGGGGCAAAUCUUAGACUGGGUUUUGUCAUUUUUACACCAGUCUGUGCAUGCCAAACUUCAGUUCUGUUAUGGGUGUGGGCUGGUUUCCAGUUACUUAUACCAGUAAAAGUGUCGUGUCUAUACUUGGCCCUGAUGACUUCUGUGGGAACAGGACUCCACCUGGUGAUUGCUCGAACAUCUUGGCUGAAAGCAGGAGAGGGGCUGAGUUGCUUUAACACUUGCUGGACAAACUCCCUUAAUGCCUUUCAGCAUCUGACCUACUGGAACAAAGGGUUUUAUGUGAUCUGCGGGACGUGCGGGUGGUGUCACAUACUAUGCUGUCCCGACUGUCUAAUACUUGACAGGCCUGUGACAAAAUGGAAAUGGAGGAAGCUAAUAAUGUAAAAGUGCAGAAGAAUCUCAGAUUAAAUGAAAAGGCAUUGAAUAUGCCAGCUGCCGGCUUAGAAACAGAUCCUUUAAAAAAAUUUACCAUCCCUAAAAUAAGGAGAACAUCUGAUAAAGUUUCUCUGACACCGUGUUGUACUAAUCAGAGGGAAUAUAGUAGUAUCACCCGGACUCUGAACCAGUCUUGUCUUGACAUAGGAUGCAACCUUCAGUCUUUAUGGGCAUUUGGUGAGAUACAGUUGGUACACAAUGAGGAUCUGGAAAAAAAGUUUGCUGCAAAGAGAACUAAAAUGCGUGAAGAAGGAAGGCAAGGCAGAGAACUAGAGGAGCAUUUUUGCUUUUUAGUUCUGCGUCGUGAUGAAGUCUCAAAAAUUUACCAUGGCGGAAUAUGUGCUGGUGAAUCUGCUAUGAAGGAACUAGGAAAUCCCCUCUGUGGAGUUUAUUUAUUCAGACAUGUGGAUAUUGCUCUUAGUUAUGCAAAAAGUAAAUUGAUCAAAGUAGAAAACAUCAUGAUUUUCAAGGUUCUCUUUGGGAGAGUGAAAAAAAUCCAACCUCCUGCCAGCAAAAAGAAAGUUGCUCUGGAUCCUACACCAAAUUUUGAUUGCCAUGUGUCUAGAAUUGCUCCUUCACUUAAAGAUCCGGUUGAUUUGCAGGCUACUGGCUCAUUGAUAUACUUUUAUGAAUACAAUGCACUUUCAAAACCAGUGGAUAAGCCUAGGCAAUGCCUUCCAUAUGCAGUAGUAGCAGUGAAAUUUAUUGGUCAGAAGGUGGACAGUGACACUCUUACAACACCUUUGAGAGCUCUCUCUAAAGAAUUUCCUAAAUAUUCUGGACAAAGAAGUUAUUGGAAAAAUUGCACUGUCGCAAAACGGAUCGGAAAAGGCACACAUUCUAAAAUAAUCUAUGAGCAUUUUAGAAAAUCUGCAGAUUUACCUGGUUUCAGAACUGAGGAAAGCACUUUUUGCAGUGCAGGAAAUUCAGAAAAAAUGACUGCUAACUUCAAAGCUUCUUCCUCCCAUGGAAAUGUGCAGAACAAGGAUGGCUUUUUAGGUGAAACCGAUACACUAGUAGAACUUAAGUCAACUGGAAGGUGGGAUUUAUUACAGGUACAAGAAAAUGAGCUGAGUCUGCUGCCUGUAGCUGGGGUAGACACCAGUGGAAGAGCUAGGAGUGAGAAUAUGAUGAAUCUAAAAGGCACUGUUCCAGAUAACAGUUGUAUUACAGUUUGUUCUGCCCACACUAAUAGUAGCUCAAGUACUGUAAUCACUUCAAGACUCAUUAAGGAUCCAAGAUUAGUGAAAAGAGGAGAAAACCUAGGAAAACAAAACGAUACAGUUUUUCAUGGGACCAUAACCUCUGAGAACGGGAUGGAAUAUCCUAAUUCUGAAAUGAAGAUACCAGUCACUUUAAAUAAUCAUUGCCCUUUCUCUGAAGAAGCUCUUCCCUGUAAUAAACCCAAACAAGAACAAGUUAGACAGAGACAUGUGGAGCAAGCAUCAUGGAAAGAGGCAACUUCAGUAAAAGAAUUUAAAUCAAUACUGAAUGGAGACAACGAAUGUUCUGAGGAAGACAAACAGGCCAAUGAUAUAACAAAGCACCAUGAAGGAAUGGGGGAGUUGUUUAUCUUGCCGGACAUUCCCAUGCACCAUGCUUUGAAUGUCUUUGCUGAAGAAAAGCACAAUGCAGCCAAAGAGAAAUGUAUCUGUGAUAGUAUAGACUUGAAAGCACACAAGAGUCAAGCAGAGGAACAGCUGAGAAAAUAUCCAUCUUUUCCACCUGAGGAUAAACAAGCUGAAACAACAAACAUGCUUGAUAGUUUGUCAGUGGAAGACAAAGCAGAUUCUUAUUACAUAGAACAAAGCUCUGAUCUUUAUAAGAAUAAUAUUAAACGUUUACCAGUUUAUGAGAGCAAGAAGAGCUUACUUUUUACUGAAGAGUCAAGCUAUAACACUCCUCUUUGUGAUUCACAGUUCACCUCUGUGCCAGAGAAAAAGCCAGUUUCAUCACUAUUACCUUCUAAAUUUACCGGCAACUCGCAUGCUGAUUCCAUUUCUCACAGUGCUGUGGAUUUGAGUUGCUGCUUACAUUUUGGAUCUCAGAAAGGUGCUGAUAAGGUACAGGUGUUGUCAUCAAAAGGGUGUAUUUCCUCUCUAAUCUCUGAAGAUUACAAAAAUAACAAUUCAAAUAACAUAUGUGCAGGUUACCUCAAAAGAAAAGAAAAAGAAAGGGCAAACUUGGAACCACCUUAUGCUUGGAGCCAGAGUAAAGUAUCAGAAAUGAAGAAUAACACCUGUACAGAUGAAAAAUCUGAUAUUUCUAAUCAUAUGGAUAAUGUUGUUUUUCCAUUUAGGAAGCAGAAUAAGAGGCAGUCUUUGACACAAGCAAACUAUUCUAAACAGGAUAAAUGUGCCCCAGUGGAUGAAAGUCAGAAAUCUCAAGAAUUGCAGCCUGUUACUUUAAUAGCACAUGAGGACAGCCACAGACAUCCUCCUGAAAAAUGCUUGUAUGAUGAUAAAAGCAUAAACAGAUGUAUCCAAUAUCCCAAAAGUGUUGAAUCUCAUGAUGCCAAGAUAGAUUGUAUUGGCAAAAUGUGUAUCCAUUUACAAGAAAAUAACUGGUGUGCUUCUGAAAUAGGAAACAGUUUAACAGAUUCUUACUUAAUAGCUGAUGAAAAUAAUACUUUGACAUUGGCAGGCAGAGAAUGUAAAGUUAAAAGUGAUGUUUUGGAUGCACAGGAUCAUUCUUUUGAAAACUGUGCUCAUAGGGAAGUGUAUCCUUCUAAGCAUACUUUAAAAAAAGAAUAUACCCAAGGAGAAAAGGACAAAUGUGACUGUGAAAAACUUCUUUCUAAGACAGUUCUGAGGGAUCAAGUAUUUGGUGAAGAAAACUGUCAUCAAGCUAAGCUUCAAAAAAGUUUUAUUUCUGAAAAAGGCAGUGAUAAUGUAAAGGCCCAAAAAGCAGUGCAUUCAGCCACUGAAAGGACAGGCAAAAAAUGCACAAAUGAAAGGAAAGAUGAUUCUGCAAAGGAAGUGAAAGACAAUUUUGUCAUCAGAGAGAGAAUAAAUGGUAUGCCAUAUUUGGCUUGUGUUAAUGACAGAACAGACAAAGCCUUGAAAAGCUUCAAUAAUGAAUGCUUAUGUUUCCUAAUAUGUCCAAAUGAGCCAGUAUCAGGUGAAUACUUUUGCAAGGAUAGCAAAGAGAGUCCUGCUUCUUCUGUAGUUGCAGUCUUAGAGCAAGAUCAAACUUGGCUCUGCAAUCAGAAAAUAGAGACCAAGAGAAAUGUUCAUAAUUUCAACCAAAUAAGCACAUGCCAUCUUAAAAAGGAAUUGCACUGUGAAAAGAAAGGCAAACAAUGCACUGCAAAGCCGCACCUUUCUUCUCUGCUGCUGACCAUUGUGAAAGAAGCUGUUUCUGAAAAAGGGCAGGUAUGCGCUAAAGAUGAGUACUAUAACCAUAAUCCAGUCAGCACAGGAAUCUGGAUGGAAGUUUCUGACAUUCAUCAUAAUAUAGAUUUAGAAACAUCAGCUGCUGAUUUAUAUUUAAUAUUUGAGGAAGGAUGUGUAUUAACUGAAAUGUAUUUGGUACAAAUGGACAAUUUUUCUAUGAAGGUAAAGGGAAUGACAUCAGGUAACAAAAGAAAUUCAGAAGACUACUCUACUACAGCAGUGUUUUUUAGGCUUGCAGAUCCACCACAGGAUUGUAGUUGGAACAAUCAGAAUGUCGCUGUAUUAGUCCCCUCCAUAUCUGUGUUUUCUGGGAAUGUGGAAGACAAGGACAAUGAAAGUUGCCAACCUGAGGAAAUAUGCACCUUUGACAGUGUGUACUUUAGAACAUUUGAUAGAAACACAUCUUAUUGUGAAGACAAUAUGCAGAAAAUAUGUAAACUUGUGAUGGGGAAGAAGAGUGAGGACUUUUUUUUCCAGGACUUGGAAUUUGAAGGUGAGAUUGAAAUUCUAUCAGAGGGACAUGAGGCAUCUCACUCAGUGCAACAAAAUAAACACAAUGAGGAGUGCGUGUCUGUUGAGGUUGACACCUUAUAUCAAUAUUUGAAAAACCGUAUGGACUGGGAAAAUUUGUUUGGAAACACUAGUCAGAAAACAUCAGAGGUUUUACAAGGUGUUUCUAUGAAGGAAAGUGAAGGUUGUUCAUCUGAGAGAAAAUCUUGCAAAAAGAAAGAUAAAACAGGAUCUUUCAAUAAGACAAUGUGGCCUGACUUAAAAAUUACAGUAACCAACACAUUUACAACAAAGCUCAGGCCUCUACACAGCUCUGUUGGAAUGGAGAGAGAGAUGUGGAGACAUCUAGUUGAACCUAUAGGAGCAGGAAACAACAUGGAAUGGGCAGAAGAGCAAAGAAUUGAAAGAUAUAUGCAAGAACUGGAUCUUAUACAAAUGGAAAUCUGCUUGUCUCAGUGUGUUCAACAGGCUGAUAGUCGCAUGUCUGAAAAACAAAAUAGUACAAUACCCACGGAAUCUCUUACUGUUUCUGAUAAAAUGAACAAAGAUAAUAGCUAUCCUUGUGCAGAGCCAAAAGAUAAUCACAAUGAAUCUAAGAGUAAAAAAAGUUUGCAAUCCAAAACUACUAAGAAAAAACAUCUACGUGGUACAUCCCACACAAAUCAAGCAAGACCUGAGAAAGUUUUAACACAUUCACCUAUAAGCAGAAAUUCAAAAUGUUGUGGUAAAAAGAAACAGCAUAAUAGUCACUGCUCAGCUGAUAGGUAUUUGUCAUUAUUUGAAGGACGAAUUAAAACAUUCGCACAGUCUGAAAAACAUAUAAAAAAUGUUCUAAAUACUCUUUGUAGUGAAGCAUCCUUAUGCAAAAGUAAACGCCUGUCCAAAAAAAUAGAUAGAGCUAUGUUUCACUUGAAAAAAGCUCAAAGAAGAGUUCAUAAAUCAUUAAAAAUUGUAGCCAAAGUUGGAAAGAAAAGACAAAGGGGUCCAUUACCAAAAUCAUAUGAAAUCAUCUGUAACAACUUAUGGGAGAGUUGUGAUCUCGAAGGUAAUAGUUUCAUGACAUCUGGCAAGUAUUAUUCUUCUGCUCGCUUUUCUCAGAAAACACAGUGUUACAAAAAAGGAAGUAAACAUACUGUAGAGUUUAUGGAACCAAAGGAUAAAAUGAGUAAAAUGGUUUUAGAGGAAGACAGGGCCCAUAGGUUUAUCACAAGCUCUGAACCUGUUGUGUUGAAAGAUAGUAUGAAUCAGAUACAUCACUGCAAGUCUGACUUAACUGUGGCACCUUCAUUAAUCGCAAAUCAGUUUUCAGCUACUGUGAGCAAAGAACGCAUUGCUCCUGAGGGUGACAGUGUGGUAGAUAUGAAAAGAAUAAUAGAAUUUCAAGCACUCUCUGAAAACACUAUAGGUUUAGAAAAGACCAAGCUAAAAGAUACAACACUAACAAAUAAGAAACAGAAGUUUUAUGUGAAUGUUCUUUCUAAAAUUCAUGUUCAAGAAACUGCUGGAAAAUAUGGCUGUGUAGUUGAUGCUAAAGGCACAAGAGAGGGGCUUAGCCCUGAAACAAGUACACUUACCAACAAGAAUAAUAUAAAAACUUUGAGUUCACCUUUCAAAAGGGGUGCUACAGACAAAAGAGAAAAGGGAGCAGCUUGUAAGGCUAAUGUAAAGGUGAAUACAGUUGCACAUACUUCUCCAUUAAAAACAUCUGCAGAAUACUCUUUAGAUGCUGACAAAUGUGAUUUUUCCAUGUUGUCUGGCACUCGCAAGAAUAUGGAAGGUAGUCUUUCUUCUGAAAAGGAGUUUAGGGAGCUACCCCCUGUCCCAGAAGAAAACAUAAAACAGAGUAUUGGGAAUUUUUCUUCAGAGCCAGUGAGGCAAAAACUUGCAAGAGUAGGAAAACGUAAGAUGUGUGAGUCUCCAGUUGAGAAGAAAAAAGAUAAAGAAAAGUCAAAUAAUUGUGACAAUGAAAGCAAACAUGAACAUGAAAACUAUGAGUUUCUCAAUGUUUUGAUUUCACAUCCUGAUAUUUGCUGUAUUGGAGAAAUAUUGGAUGAAGCUCAGUGUGCAGACCUCAAGAAGUUAAAGCAGCUAAUGCUUAGAUGUACAAAACAUUUAGAAACCUUAAAAAGAUAUUUUCAGAUUUUACAAGAGGAAGAUGUAAAUAGUAUUUUGAUUACAGAGGAAAAUGUGCUAGACACAAUGAAAAAUGAAAAUAUUAAUGUUGUCAUGCUAAAGCCUGAAGCUGUUGAGACCUACAUUGAAGUGGUAAUGAUGUAUGAAACCGUACACUUCCUUAAAAAUUCAAUAGCAAGAAAGGUAGAUGAACCAAGAUUUCGAGGCUUAUUGUGGUUUGAUUUAUCACUUCUUCCUGAACUGGUACGUUGCCAAGAAAAAAUGGCUUCUUUUUCAUUUCUGAAAAAUAAUUCAACAGACAAUAUUUGUAAAGCUGUAGAAUCGGCCGUCUCUGAGCUGAAGAAGGAGCUAAAUGUUAUUUGUGACUAUUCAGAAAGCAGAAAUUGCUCUUACGCACUUCAUCUUCUGACCAGAGAAGUUGCCGAACUUUCAGAAAUAAGGAAAUUGCUAGAAAAUUCUAAGCCUUCUAUCUCCACAUAUGUUGACUGCGUACCUUAUACUAUAUCUGCAAACUAUGGGAUUACUGUGACUGAACUGGAUUACAACUACAACCAGUUUUCUUCGUUGCUUGAACAUUUAAUGUUAACUGCCAGGAAAGAUUUAGGAAAAAUGGCUCAUAUUAUGAAAAUUAUGAAGACUAUUGAGCAUAUGAAGUUUUUGUGUGCCAAAAAAGGUAAAUCAGUCCUCUCUCUUUUGAUACAUCAAAUGCUAAAUAAUCGGAGAAAAUCUUGCCAAUUAAAAAGAAAGGGUGACAUGAAGAUACAUCCAGCUGAAACUGAAAAAUGGAUCAGUGAAUCUCAGGCUUCAAAGUGCCUCAUCAAAGAUGGCUCUCAGACCCAGAAAAAAAGACUGGCUUGUGAAGCCUCUUAUGGAGGCACUCUUGAGUCCCUGGAAAGCUCUUCCCCUUCUAGCUGCAAAAAGAAAAAGGUUGGUGGUUCAGUGGCAGCAACCUCAAAAAACAGUGAUGAAAAUAAAAUAUGCAGCCAUAUGAGAGAAAAUGGAAGAGCUAAUUGCCAAAAUGGGAAAGGUAUCUCAUUGGAUAAUGUGAAUAAAAACAAGAUGCGUCUUAAAAAUGUUGUGCAAAACCAAUUGCCCAACUCACCUUUAUAUUUAAAAGAUUUGAAAGCUGCUUAUUGUUCUUCACGUAUUCAAUCUACCCCAGAUGCUUCAAAAAGCUCUUUUGCUCAUUCAAAAGGAUUAGCCAGUCAGCAGAACUCAGGAGACCGAAAGAGCAUGAUCAGAAGCAACAGUAAUCUUAACAAAAGUGUAAGAAUACAUCAGCAGUGUGAAGAUGGUUGUUUACCUUUAGAAAAAGACCUACUGCAUCAGAAAUCUCUUGAGAAUUCUCCAUGUUCAAUACAAAAAUCUUCUUUUACCCCAAUACCAAAACCUCUUGCUAAUUCUUUUGCUGUAUCUGAUGAACAAAAUGAACAGAAUGCCCAACAGUCAGAUACUAGAGGAAAUACAUUUAAGUCUAACGUAGUGCCUAUAUUUGACGCAACCAGUGACUUAUCUACAAAACUGAAAAGAAAAGAAAAGGAACAUGACAACUCUGAUGGUCUAAGCGAAGUGUCUGUUCAUAUUUCAGGUGCUCCAAAGGUUACAGCAAAUAAAAUUACAACAUUUCAAUCAGCAUGCUCUGCUUUAGAACAACCUUCCAAUAAUAAAACAAAAAGUCCUGUGGAACAUUCAGACGUUUUUCAAAAUGAACUUCCAUUAACAUCCCCAGUCCACAGUUCUUCUGUGCAUACUUAUGGGACAUCUUAUCCUUAUUAUUCUUGGUACUAUUCUUCCUAUCAGAACAAUAGCAAUGGUGGCAGUUCAAUUACUCAGACAUGCCAGGGAAUAGCGUCUUACGGGGUGCAACAGUUUACUCAUUUUGGCACAUCUGCAGUUGCAAGUACUGUGUAUAAUGUACAGUCUAGUAUGUUUUAUUCUCAGGGGGAGCCACAGAAGCCUAACAUGGCUCAAACAUAUCCAGUACAUGGACAUUUUAGCUCUCAAGUGCCUGCUCUUUACAGCUCUCAAAUGCCAUCUUUAGCACACUACACUGUAAAUCAGCCCUGGUCACAAGUUCCCCUGGUAUAUCCUUCCAGUACAGGACCAUCCUCAGAAGCUGUUUGGACUAGCACUCCCUGGCAGCAGACACCUUUUCAUCCUGGAUAUUGAAACUGACUCCAAGACUAUAUUUCAGUUCAGCAUUGUUGCUGUUGUAAAUCGUAGCUUUUAUGAAAGGUAUUUAAAAUUAGAUAUUUAGUCCAAGUACCAAAACUUCUUUUCGUUAGACCAAGAUAUUUAGUCCAAGAACCAAAACUACAUUUGCUUCUAAAUAAACACAAUACAGACAUUGCAAAACAUUCUGAAGUGUAACUGUUUACCUCAAUAGGCAACACAAUUUGAAUUUAUGGAUGUAUUAGAAAAAAAAACUGCUCUCCAUUUUAGAGCAUGCACCUGUACCGCAGAAGUCAGAUGGAAUUUUGAUGCUUACAUCAGUGGGUUGAGACCUUAAUGAACUGAUGGCAAACUUCCUAAAGCCACAUUAACAUCACUUCCUUGUGUCUCUGACAACUUAACCAGUCUGAUUCUUCUGUGCAGAAGACAGUGUAAGCAAUUGGUUAAUCAUCUGUGGAGUAUAGCUUGCUCCUCUGAUUACCACUGUGGCAAUACUCAGUAUAUAACAAUUUAGUGAGACUGGGUGCUGCUGUGUUUCUGGAUUUUACUCUACUGUUUAGGUUGUGGGUAAGCCCUUACUGCUGUGAUGUGAAAGACUUUAUUUGACAUUUUCUAAUAAAAUGAAAACUCUGUCUUUUAAGUGUGACUAGGCUUUUUAGCUUAAAUAUUUAUUUAGAACAAAGGUUUGGAAAGUAUUCAUUUCCAAGUACGUGGGUGAAUUCAUGAGCGUGGUGUUAGCACAAAACUGACUUUUUGAUUUGGAAGACUUAAUUAUGAAACCUAAGCUAGGUCACUGUCCUGGAUUGUACCAAAAUCUUUAAUUUUUAAUUUUUUUUUAGUGUUAAAGAAUGUUUGGUUCUUUGACUUUUUGAUUAGCAGUUUUGUAAAAUUUAGCUAAUACUUCAUUGAAUUUGACAUGCAGAUAACUAACAUUUCUUUAAAUCCAAACAUUGUUCUAUAUUAACAUUUGCAUAGCUUAAUAGUUUAUUUACAAUUAGGCUGGCACAGUUAGAAUACUUUAACUUAAGCAACAAUUACUUAUUUUUGUAAUUUCUAAAUUUGUUUAAAAUAUUUUCUAAGUACUAUAUUUUUAAAUUUUAAUAUCACUGUAUUUUCAAUAGCACCUGAACACUACAAGUAUUUAUCUGUGCAUAUUUAUAUUUGUAUUUCUAUUAAUCAGGUGUUUUUAUAUUGUAGCAAAUAGGAAGGAAAUAAUUAGCAUUGGUAUAACUAUUAAAAGUCUCAUAAACUGCAAAAAUGUCAACUGUGUAGACGAUAUGCACGUUAAAACAAGAAUUUUAAAGCACGUUUCAAAUGUAUGGUGAAGUGCUAAAUAUAUAAGAUGUUUGGGAUCUGUAAUAGUCAUUUUUUUACUGAAGAGGGUUACCAGUAUUGUUAUGAAGUGUUGUGUACCCUAGUAAACAAGAUUAAUAUAGUUCAAGAGAAGUGAAUCACUAUCAUCAAAAUCACAAGCAAGAACUCUAGGUGAAGUCCUAGCCGUAUUUUCACCAUAUCAUUUUGGCUACUGAUUUUAGCAUAGACAGGAUUUCACCCUCUUGCAACUUGAAACAUAGGGGCUAGGAACCCAUUUACCAGUUUCUCUGCUUUAUGCCAAAUUUCAUUGUAGGUGAUCUCACUCUAUACUGAUAUGACAAUCCCCAUAUCUAAGAACCAAGUUACGCCCUGGAUUGUUCUUUACAGUGUUUGAGGAGUACAUGCAAACUUCCAUUGACAUUACUGGGAAGUGGACUUCUACAUUGAUAGGAAUAUAGACCCUUAUAAGUGUUUAAAUGUCUCAUGGUUUUGUGCAACAUACACAGCAGACUGGAAGUAAUAUCUGUCAGUUGCUAGUGAUAGACUAUACAUAUCUAUCUGUUGGUUUACUACAAGUGUUUGUUUACUACAAGUGCAUUAUGAAUAGCGUGUUUUAGAAAUGAUAUAAUAAACAGUAGCUGAAAUGUACUGCUAUUAGAUAGAAAACAACUAUUCCCUUGGAAUGAAACAAAAAUUGAUGCCUAAAUCCAACAAAAAUUAGUAAUUCUAACAAACUAAAAUCUUAGUUUGAUGUAUAUUUAGCACCCUAAAAAAAAGUGAGACUGAUAGGUAGAGGAACAGAGAGCCUUUCUAAUAAGUACCAAUGCCUCUUUUCUAACUCAGCAAUUACUUCUACUCUACCCAUUCCAUCUGCGCUUUUUCUGUAUAGUAAUUCUAUUUCUUUAAUACCUCUGCAUCAGGUAGAGUCCUGCUUUGUGCUAAACUGAAUGUUUAAAAUGUUCUUCUAUGCCCAGGUGCUUUAAAAUUUUUCCUUUGGUUUUGAAAGGACAGCAGCUAUGGGCUGUACCUCUGCCCAUUGGGCCAGAUUAACCUCAGCUAUAACUUCAUUGAAGCCAGUUAUUUGGUUUAUAAUACAAAGUUUUUUACAAUGGGUUUCUUUGCAUAUUUGAAGGUGCAAAUAAGUAGAUUUUGUCAUUUAUUGUAAUUCAUUUAGUAACAAUAAAAAUAUUUGUGUUUAA
This is a messenger RNA of Alligator mississippiensis (American alligator), 11230 nucleotides long. It is a transcript of the gene TEX15, whose product is annotated as testis expressed 15, meiosis and synapsis associated. The record is from RefSeq and is a predicted model, not a curated record. Bases 429 to 8714 code for a protein of 2761 amino acids. Lineage: Eukaryota; Metazoa; Chordata; Crocodylia; Alligatoridae. The transcript is spliced from 10 exons. Gene Ontology annotation, cellular component: nucleus. Gene Ontology annotation, biological process: homologous chromosome pairing at meiosis; regulation of double-strand break repair via homologous recombination; male meiotic nuclear division.